Molecule: messenger RNA, 1779 nt
Organism: Trypanosoma cruzi
Lineage: Eukaryota; Euglenozoa; Kinetoplastea; Trypanosomatida; Trypanosomatidae
Product: katanin, putative
Exons: 1
Coding region: 1-1779 (592 amino acids)
Molecular function (GO): ATP hydrolysis activity; ATP binding; protein binding
Source: RefSeq, a predicted model, not a curated record
AUGCAUCCUUUUAUACAUACGCAAAAAGAGAGAGUGAGAGAGAGAGAGAGAAAGAAGGAAAGAGAAGGAAGGAUAAAUGAGAUGCAGCAAAGAAAUCCUCAGCGUCUUCAGCCCUUGUCUAACAAUCCUGACGGUGCCCCGGGUUCAUCACUGCAAGCUAUAAAAGUGCAGCAAAAGGCUCGUGAAGAAGAAGAGAGGAUUCGUUUGAAGCGUGUAAAGGGUGCUAUUGUACUUGUUUUGCAAUUUCUACUUGAUCAAGGCUACACCGGGACGCUGCAGACGUUGCAGCAGGAAAGUCACGUUUCGCUGCAACAUUUUUGCCCCGCAGACAACGUAGACCUCCUUAGCAUCAUUACAGAGUACGAGCAGUACUUUGAGUUUCGGUUUAAUCGUCGAGUAAAGUUGUUUCGGGCUGUGGAAGGUGCACAAGAUGUUUGGAGGGAGGCUCAAAAUGGGGAGUGCGUGGCGGUGCGGCGGCAGCGAACUGCUUCCCCUGGCGCACCCGCAAGACGAGCGGCGGCCCACGCGAACAAUAACAAGGUCAAUUACGCCAAUGUCGCAAAUUUAGGGAGCGCACCACCCGGUGGCCUACAGGAGACACAACGUCCUGGAGGACAGCCGCCCACAAUUGCGCGGGGCUUGGCGCUUGCCCAGAGGCCACCCACGCCACUCUCCCCUCAGCGUCUCCGAAUUAAAAAUCAGAAGAAAUUAGCGGGAAAUGGAGCCGGACUUAUGGCUGUGGAAGGAAUGCGUGUAGAUGUUGUGCCAGAUCCUCAGGGCAAUAGUAAUGGGAUUGAAGAAGAUGAAGAUAUGUUUUUUGGACGUGCGUUGAAGCCACUUCCCAGUUUCCUUUCGGUGGAGCAGCAGGAAUUGGCCAUGACCAUUCAGCGGGAAAUUUUGGACGUUAACCCCAAUGUUCGUUGGAGUACCAUAGCAGAGUUAGAUCAAGCGAAGCAGUUGCUAAAGGAGGCAGUAGUCAUGCCUGUCAAGUACCCAGAGUUGUUUUCAGGUAUACUACGACCCUGGAAAGGUAUCCUUCUUUUUGGACCACCUGGUACCGGCAAAACCCUUCUCGCGAAGGCUGUGGCAACAGAGUGCCGGACGACGUUUUUUAACAUAUCUGCUUCCAGCGUGGUCUCCAAGUGGCGUGGUGAUAGUGAGAAGCUUGUCCGACUGUUGUUUGAUCUUGCAGUGCAUUAUGCACCGAGCACCAUAUUUAUUGACGAGAUAGACUCCCUCAUGUCUUCUCGCUCUGGUGAAGGUAUGCAUGAAGGGUCACGACGGAUGAAAACAGAGCUUCUUAUUCAGAUGGACGGUCUCUCAAAGAGGCGAGGCGGAGAUGUCGUCUUUGUGUUGGCAGCAAGCAAUGUACCUUGGGACCUUGACACGGCGAUGCUUCGUCGUUUGGAGAAACGCAUUCUUGUGGGUUUGCCAUCCCAUGAGGCGCGUGCGAUGAUGUUUCGACAAAUUCUAACCCCUUCUGCUUCAGCACCAGAUCUGGAUUGGAACCUCUGCGCAGAACUCACGGAAGGCAUGUCCGGUGCUGACAUUGAUGUGGUGUGUCGUGAGGCAGUGAUGCGGCCGAUACGUUUGUUGAUUGAAAAACUGGAGCGUGCUGGCAGCCCGAUGGAGUUGACAGGUGGGUUACUGCAGCGGCCGCAGGUAACCAUUAAGGACAUCAUGGCAAGUGUGGCGUGCACACAAAGUAGUGUGCAAAGAUCGGAUUUGGAAAAGUUUGACGCGUGGGCAAAGAAGCACGGCUCGGGUGUUUCCUCCUAA